Messenger RNA from Corythoichthys intestinalis (scribbled pipefish), 16740 nucleotides. RefSeq names its product ataxin 1a (gene atxn1a). Lineage: Eukaryota; Metazoa; Chordata; Actinopteri; Syngnathiformes; Syngnathidae. The transcript has 6 exons. Gene Ontology annotation, biological process: nervous system development; negative regulation of transcription by RNA polymerase II. Gene Ontology annotation, cellular component: nucleus. Gene Ontology annotation, molecular function: RNA binding; protein binding. Bases 1225 to 3315 code for a protein of 696 amino acids. The record is from RefSeq and is a predicted model, not a curated record.
AAGCAGACACUGUUUUUUCAUCUGUGUGAUUUUGACAAAGAUCAGACCACAUUCGAUGGUGAUUUUAUGCAGAAAUGUGAACAUUUCCAAAAGGUUCGGAUACUUUUUCAAAUGUAGAUGAGUUAUGUCAUAUUCACUAAUGCCACUAGAGCGUAGUACAGUGAUACCUCAGCUCACGAACGCUUAAGCUCACGAACUUUUCGCCUCAAGAACAUUAAAUUCGCGAGCAUAUAGUCUCUGCUGACGAACUAGUUUUCGGCGGACGAACCAAACCACGCGGUCGAACAGCGCCACGAGAAGCUGACGCACGCUCACGGCGUCCCAGUUCGUCCGCUCCCUUUCGUUGAGUGCGGGCGUGGUUUGUGUUUGAUAGACAUUUUGGACCAUAUUGAGUGUACUUUUGCUAUUAUGGGACCGAAAAAGAGUUACCUACAGUCAUUAUGGAAGGUGACUCGUGUUACCAAUUCGCCCUCGACUGGUAAUUGGCGGUGCUUUCAGCUUCCCACCGUAGUGAGAAGUGGACCGGCGAGUCACGUUGGCUCGUUGUCGUCGCUUGUCUUCGGUUCGCCCGAUUUCCUCUCCAGAAAGGUGGCGGCGUGCAUACAAACACCCAGAGGCGUCGGAUGGCUUUUUGUGGGCACUUUUAUUAACAACCAAAAGCAUGUGUGGGACACAGCGCUGGAGUCUACGCUAACUGCGCACUUUGCCGGUAACACUCUCCUUCCAAACAGUAACUCCCUCCCUCCCUCCUCCUCCCACUCCAUUCCAUCAAGCCAUCAACUACCAUCACAAAGUUCCCGACGGUGGAACCAUUUUUUCCCGUGACACGACCUUCACCCUUCGUUGGCUUUGAUUCCAGCGCCCGCUCGCCGCCGCAGAACAUCAAAACCGACAAUAGGCUCCGCCUCCUCCUCCUCUACCGCGUGCUAACCCUGCUUCUGGCACUCAGAGUCAACGCACUGCAUCGUGGGAAAUCAUCCAGAAGCGCUCCUCAAUGGGCCGGACCACCUGCUGACCAACCGGGGGUGGGGGUGUUGGACGUCCUUAAAUUGAAAUGAGGACUGUGAGGCGGGAGGCUCGCAGGGCGAUGAUUCCACAUGAAGCGCCACACACUCGGCCCCCCGUCGUCCUCGGCGGCAGCAGCAGGUUAGUCAACAAGUAGAAGGAGUGCGAAAAGUCAAAGACUGGAAAACGGAGACUUGAGGAUCAGGAAAGUAUUUGAGGAUGAAGUCCAAUCAUGAACGCAGUAAUGAAUGUCUGCCCCCGAAGAAGAGGGAGAUUCCCCCUAGCACGCUACCCUCAGAAAGCCGUUCCCCGAUGGCACCGCCCCCCGCCAGCGAGCUCCAGGCCCCCGAGAAUGUAGCCUGGCCAGUGUUGGGCGGGAACGGUAGCGCCGUGGGCGUCUCCCGUAGCGCAGCUCAGUCAGACGCCCCCAAGUACAAAUCCUUGAGCGCCGCGUCCGACUCGGUGAGGCUCGUUUCGUCCCUUCCCGCCGUCUACACGUCCCCCAUCUCUCAAAGCCAGUUGGGAGGGACUGUGCACUACGCCCAACUGCCGCCCAAUCUUCAGUUCAUCGCCUCGCCUUACAGCGCCCCCUACGCCGGCUUCGUUGGCCCUCACCUUCUCCCACCUCCCCCUCCGCCGCCGCCCCUCUCCUCCUCCUCUUGUCAGAGGUCGUCCUCACACCCCGAAAUGCAUUCGUCUUCGUUGGCCACCGCCAAAUACGACCAUCAGCGAGCGUCCGUCCGGUACGCCUCCACCAUGCCCCCGCCACCCACAUCCAUGCACCACCAUCACACCUCAGGUGCGCACUACACGGACCGAGGAACUGCCAGAAAAGAGGAGGGAGUCUCGAGCUCCAAGGAGCUUCACAACGGGGGACUGGAUCGGAGUCGGCGUUUCGGCGCCACGCCGGAGAAUGCUGUCAAAUUGCGUGACGCCUACGAGGCCCUCCAGCUGGUUCUCCCGAUGGACUAUGCUCAUGACCCCUCCGCUCCGAGAACAUCGGUCAUGCUCGUGCCAGACGGUCAUGAGGACAGGCGUCCUGUGCCGUCCUGUGGCAGCCCCGGGAAGACGCGCCAGGAGAAAGGCAGCAUCGUCCUGGGAAAACCAGUCACCCGAAGCCCUUCAUCCUCUAACCACGCUUUCGUGUUUCCCCCACCCUUAAGCAUAGACAAUCUAAAAACUACUAUCAACCCUCUGUCUCCACAGACUGUUAUACAGACCACUCACAACUCUACGGUAGAAUCUCUCCCAAUGGGGGCUACUGCCAUUUACCCCCAGUCCCCGGUGAUAGGUUACAUAGCAGGGACUGGCGGCAGCCAGCACGCGCCAAUCACCUACCACCCCGGCCUUCAGCAACACGUGCUUAUCACGGGUACGCAGCCGGUAAUCAUCCCAGUCAGUGGGACUUCCACUCCAGACCCCCCCACAUCGUCCGCCGAGACUCACCGAGGAGAAGAAACUCCAGAUAAUCCCAGAAGCUCUUACCACCGGGCCACCUCGGGCGCAGUGAUUCAAGCCCAGCUCCACCUUCCCGCGGUUCCGGCGCCCCCUCUGAGCGGGUCAGAAGCGCCCCAGUCUUUACCAGCGUAUUUCGUCAAGGGAUCCAUCAUCCAGCUGGCGGAUGGCGAGCUGAAGCGUGUGGAGGAGCUAAAAACGGAGGACUUCAUCCAGAGCGCCGAGAUCAGCAGUGAGCUGAAAAUCGACUCGUCCACGGUGGAGCGCAUCGACGGUAGCCGGGCCUCGCCUGAUUUUGCCGUGGUUCAAUUCUCCGUAGGCGAGCACCGUUCCCAGGUGAGCGUGGAGGUCUUGGUGGAGUAUCCUUUCUUCGUCUUUGGCCAAGGAUGGUCGUCGUGCUGCCCGGACCGAACCACCCAACUCCUGGAGCUGCCUUGCACAAAGCUUUCCGUGGGUGACGUCUGUAUUUCGCUCACCCUCAAGAACCUGAGGAACGGAUCCCUGACCAAGAGUCACCCCUCGGAGCCGGUCCUCUCUUCCUUGGCUGCCGAUCAAGGGCACCUCUUCCGAGCCCCCGAGACUGUCGGCGGAGGAGGGGAGCGGGAGAACGGAGUGGAUCCGACGGGUAGCUUCGAUGCCUUGGAAAACGGGGAUCUCGGGUCGAGUGAAAGAGGAUCCGUUUUGAGAGCGGACCCCGGGAAGCUGUGCAGUGGCGGCAGGAAGCGGAGGUGGUCUGCGCCUGAAGGUCGGAAAGUGGAAAAACCUGAGGAGCCGCCCUUGACCUUAGUUAAACCGUCUUUUAUUCCUCAUGACAUCAAAGUCACCAUUGAGGGAAGGUCAAAUAUCGGCAAAUGAAGAAAAAUCGGGAUCACUUGUAGAACAGUCAAUGCCCACUUUUUUUGUUUUGUUUUACCUUGAGUACUGUACUGUGGAGACAACAACACUCUACACGUUAUCACUUUAAGUCGUAGUCCGACACGAUCUGUGCAGUUUUUCACACGAGAUGGCCCAUGUUAGCUCGUAGCACGUUAGCGUGACUUGGCAAUCGAGAGAGAGAAAGAGAGGGAACAACAAAUGUUGCUAUCUUAGCUUUUAGCCUUUGGCUGAGUUUUGAUCCUUCAUAUUCUUCUGUCUCACCAGUUUUUAAUGAUUGUCAAAUGAAUCUGAAUCAGGGGUUGUAAAAAGUCACGGGUGGAACUGUGACAGGUCAAUGUUGCUUUUAUAAAAUAGAUAUCAAACUUUGUACAAAUGCAAACACACUGGGGUUGGCGAAUGUUCGUGUUUGGUGAUAAAAUCUUACUUUAUAUUUUUGUAAUGAGAUUGAACGAGGCGGUCUGUGAAGAGUUUGGCUUUUACUUCUUUUUAAAGCAGUACUGUACGUUUGUCGGGGGGCGUAACAAGUAGCAGCAGCAGCACUUUGGCGAGCAACGCGGGGGGCCGAGUCGUCGGGGUUUUUCGUUCCCGCCGAUGUGCCUCCAAAAAGAUGGAAUGGAUGAAUUUCUAUGACGAAAAGCUCGCGGCGGUGCGAGUUUUGAAGGAUGUCUUUGUGUGCAAAAUGUCUGUCUAUACAAACACGUCAACUCGAAAGCCAUCCCACUAAUUGGAUGUAUGUACUGUAUUUGUGAUGCGGGUGUAUGGAGGCGCUUAUGUUUUGGUGCGUUUUGUCCCACGACGGACAGCUUUUUCAUCGUCACGCACACUUGUAGUUGUACAGUACAGUUGCACAGUGCUACAGUAUGUGCUGUGUUUGCUUAUGUAUACUGUGUAUAAACAAAUAAUACCCUCACUUAAUAACUAUAAAUAUACUGCAUAUGUAUAGAGAAGAAGAAUGAGACGAUGUUCAGUGUUUCCGUGUUGGAAUCUUUAAAGAGAAUCUUGCAGUUUGCACAUCAAGAGGAAAGGAAUCGGAUGUUUUGUGGAGGUUUUUUGUUGUUGUUGUUGUUAUUGUUUUGGCGGACCCUAUUUCUUGGACAAGCCAAACACUGGAGCAGUCCCAGUUUAUCUAAUCAUUAAUGUUCUAGGUACACAGCGGUAUCAUAGGGGGCAGCCAAGGGUGAAGCAACCCAUGUGCCAACCAACGAGUCAUUGAUGGUCUUGGAGUGCGACACUUGUUGGCUCCCACUUUUUUGACUAGAUAGUGGUAAGCUAGGAAUUAGUUGGUACCUGGAUGUGACCCUAAGGGUGCUUUCACACUAGCACUGUUUGGUCCGUUUUAAACGAACCAGAGUUCUUUUUCUCAGAUAGUCUGCUUUGUUUCGUAAAUGUGAACGCGCAUCCGAACUCUAGUUCGCACCAACAAACAAACUUUAUUCUGCUCAAAAAUCGUAGGUCGGGGUGCGCUUUAAACCCUGCUUUGCUUGCGAAUACAAGCGGAGCAGGUUGCGCUUAUGCUACAUUACGUGCAGAGGCUGUGAUGCUCCACGCUCCCUCCCUACCAGGGGGAAGGUAUUCCCUCUUCUAAAUUUGAGUGCGCCUUUUGUCCACGUGACGCUACUCAGAAAAGUUGGUUGGCACAGUGUGAAUACUGAACCUUUAUAACAAGUCAUUUGCAAAUGUUGUUGCGAGGUAGCUCUCCAACCGGACCCAGGUCCUCCUGGGUCUAAUGUGAAAGUGCCCUAGACCUAGUUUUGAAAAUCCAUGAGCACCUAAGGGUAACCUGGAAGAGAACUAAGGGACAAAAAAAAAAAAAAAAACAGAUUUUUACUGUCUUACCCCUCUUCAUUGGUUCAUUGUUUGGGCUUGUUCAAUAAGCAAGCUAGGAGUCACCAAGGAUGUGACCUGAGAGCAAUGACUCUGGGACAAAACUAGGGCUCAGUUUAGGAGGCAAUUAUUGGGAACUACCUGGGAACAACUACUACUAAAUGAUCAUUGGGCAUCUGAGGGUGACUCUGGGCGCAUCACAGAGGGUAAAGCAGGAGAGACCUAGCUGGCUUAGUAGGAGUAACUCCAGGGGGCACUGGGGGUAACCAAAGGGAAUUUCUGGGGCCAAAACUGGGCUCGAUCAAUUAGCUACUGGUAGUGUGUUCUAACUGUCACCCUGCCCCACUUUGUACUCGUUUUGUGGCUUUUUAAAGUAAGUAAACAGACACAGGGCCGCAAGGUGGAUGACAGGGUAACCUCACAGUCCUGAAAUCAAGGGUUCAAGGGCCUUCUUGUGUGGAAUUUGCACGUUCUCCCUGUUCUUGAGUGGUUUUCUCUGGGUAUAUAUGAUUGAAUGCUGUCCACGGGGCGGCGGUUGUUUGUCUUUUUGUGCUUUGCAAUCAGCUGACAACCAGUUGAGGUUGUACCUUGCACAGAUAGAUUGGUGGAUAUAGCUGGCAGUGGUGACAGCAAGUGUGGAGUGGAUAUGUAUGUGACUUUGGUAGGAGUUAAAAAAUACAGGGUUCCUCUUUGCUUUUCAAGUCUGACUGAGCGGAAGUCAUUUUGAUGCCUUGUGUGAAUUGAGAGCGUACUCCGAUUUUGUAAGAAAAAAUCUAUGUCCCCAAUGGAAAAUGUAAUCCAAUCAAUCAGUCUCUUCGAACCUCUAAAGAUUUUACUUUUCAGGUUGAAAACACACACACAAUGCUACUAAUGGAGCCAAAGCCAAGUCAUGCUUGCGUCGCUAUGGUUACCUAAGAAAGCAAUAUCAUGCACUUUGCUUGUGUAUGUUAUGUACACACACACAUGGAAUCAUUCCACUGGAGUAGUUGGCAAUAAACAUUUCAAUGGUGAUCCUCCAGCAACCAAAACCUUCACGACAAAAGAAAAUUUUACGAAUCGUCGUUUUCAGGGAUCUGUCCUCGUAUAUAUGCAGUAAGUCGACGCGACCCCCGCAAACCUCCCGUCAGAGUUCUGCACCUGACAAGACGCCCUCCUACAGGGGGCGUGACUUAAAUCCUCAAUAACCGUUAGCUACCUUUGCUGUAGUGGCGUAGCAAGGGCCCUAAAGGGCCCCUCACCUGGGUUCAGAAUUUCAAGGGUGUAUGUUUCAAGAAAACAGAAUAGUUGUCGUGGUAACCUUAGGUUAAAAUGGUGCCAAAUUACAGUAGAGGGCAACCUGGGAAGGACUCUUGGAAUACGUAGGAUCUACUAGGGGAUUAUUUUGGGAGCAACCUUGGGGUUGACGUGUGGGUCAGCUUGGAACUACUUCGGGGUGAACGAGUUAUUUGAGGGAAACCCAGAGCUAUCUGGGCGAAACGCACAGGGCAACUAGAAAGUACCUGGGGACAAACUAGAGAGUGACUCGGGGAGACACCUAGAGACCUAAUCAGUAGCAUUCUGUGGCAAAACUAGAGGGCAGGAACUGCAUUAGGGGGUUUUCAGGUAUUGUUGUAUGAGCCACAUGGGGGAAACCUAGAUGGGCAUCCUAGGAGCUAUAUGGGGGCAACAUCAGGGGCAUUUAAAGGGCACCUGGUGCCAAACUCGGUAACAGGGAGAAACUAGAGGGUAAACAAAAUUAAUCUGUCGAAAACUAGAGGGCAGGAGCUUCAUUGGAGGGGGUUCUUCAGGUAGUGGUAUACUGGGUACCUAGGGGAAACCUAGAAGGCUUUUCUAUGAGCUUUUUGGAGGCAAGGGCACGGCAUCUGGUGGUUGACUUGGGUAGCAACCCAAAGGGUGAUCAGUAGCGAUCUGUGGCAAAACUACAGGGCAGGAACUGCAUUAGGGGGUCUUCGAGUAUUGUUGUACGUGCUUCCUGGGGGAAACCUAGAUGGGCAUCCUAGGAGCUAUCUGGGGGAAACAUCAGGGGCAUUUAGAGGGCACCUGGUGCCAAACUGUAUUAACUUGGGGAGAAACUAGAGGGUAAACAAUAGUAAUCUGUGGAAAAACUAGAGUGCAGGAACUUCAUUGUGUGGGGUUCUUCAGGUUGUGGUAUACAGGGUACUUGGGGGAAACCUAAGAAUGCUUUUCGAGGAGCUUUUUGGGGGCAAAGGCAGGGCACCUGGUGGGUGACUUGGGUAGGGACCUAAAGGGUGAUCAUUCGCGAUCUGCGGCAAAACUAGAGGGCAAGAACUACGUACGUAUAACUUUGAGAAUUCCCAUGAAACAAGUUUGUGUAUGACCCAGAGGUGGUCCUUGGUAGGAGCGACCCGGAAAACCCUCGCUACGCCUCUACUUUGCCGAGCUGCUCUUUUCCUACUAAUUUCACGUUAUUAGUUUAAAUCCCGAAGGCAGUCGACUGUUUCCGAAUGAGCGAAAGGAAAAUGACGAAACUUGACUUUGACGCCUGCCCCUAAGAAACGUCCCAUCAUGUGCAAUAUGAGACAAACUAACGUUCCCCCUUCCUCUGCCGCUUGUGUGCCAAGUCGACGUAGCAUCAUGUUAACCGGUAGCUUGCUUGUUCCCCCCACUCCCCGGCAGGCGGCCUUCCUGCUCUUGCGUGCGUGAAUGGACAAACAUUACUCAAGGUUCAUAGAGACAAACCUCAUUGCCAAAGUGGGGACCACACUUUUAUAUUAAGUCAAAAAUAUAUUAAAAAAAAACGGAAAAAAAAAAAAAAAAAAAAAACGACGAUGCACAUGUGAGUGGAGGUUUUUAAAGACGUUUCAGCACUUUGGAAUCCUAGCGAGGGUGGGUGGUGACUGCUAAUUUAUCUCCAAUGAAUGACAUGAGGGGGUGAAAAAAAUGGAGACAAAAAAAUAAUGGAAUGUAAAUUUUAUUUUUGCAUGUUUGUCACCUCACCAUGUUGGGUAACAACAGUUUUACAUUUAUCUUGUUCACUGCCAUUGACAGAGAUAGAUGCCAAAUCUGUUUGAACUGGGAAGGCUAGCAUUGAAUGAUCAUCUUAUAGCACCUUUGACGGUGAUAAUCGUCCAAUCCAUUAUGGGAGGAGCUGGCAACGAUCGUUCGAUAAUAUUAAUAAAGUACAUCAAAAUAGGACUGGGUAAUAUGACCUAAAAAUAAAAUCCGAUUUUUAUGCGCUAAAUUUGGACUUUUCCCCAAUUUUUUAAAGAAAACAAUAAGAAACAAAAGACAGAGAAAGCACAAAACAAUGGUUAAAUGUUGACUGAAAAAUGGUUCAAUGUUGAUUAAAAGUAACAUAAAAACUUACCUUGUAAAUAUCUUUUUCUCUCUCCCUAUUUGUGCUGUCACCCCCGAAAUAUAUCAUAACUAGACAAACAAACUCUAUUGAAUAACUGAUACCUGAUAAAUUUCCUUUUUGUUAAAAGAACAACACCAAAAAAAAAAAAAAAAACUUGAACGAAUACAUUUGUUGAAUCACUCACAACUAUUGUUGCACCGAUACCAUUUUUUGGGCCCGAUACCGAUACAGAUACCUGGCUGUGCAGUAUCGGCCAAUACCGAUACCAAUCCGAUACCACUCUGUUAGCAAAAAAAAAAAAAGCUCUGAAACAGAAAAUACAACUGUUAUUAAUAUAUAUUUUUUUAUUUGCUAACAAGCAAAAAUAACAUCAUAUAAACAAGCAUUUUAGUGCAUAAUAUUUAUGUGCUUACUUCUUACUGAUCUGAAGAAAUUUUGUAUAUAAGUGCUGAGAACAAUCUUUACUGUUUGUAAAGUGGGGCACACUGUUGAUUGCUGCAGCUUUCUUAACAGCUAUAUUUACCAUAUAAGCAAAACAUCCUAUUUGUGGUCCAUCUGUAACAUGUACUGAAUUAACAGUAUUUGCAGCAUUAUCUAUAGUCACUGGGUAUAGAUUGAUAUGGCCUGCUUAACUUCCAUUCAUCAAUGUAGUAUAUGGACUACGCGUCGCUCAGGGUUUACGCAGCUAAUGGCAUGGGAUCUAAUGUAGCACAUCUAGGGUUGCUAUUUGAUCAUAUCUAGUAUGUGCGCGCGAGAGUUGGCAUGGGAUCUAACAUAGGACAUCUAGGUUGCUAUUUGAUGUUAUCUAGUGUGCGUGCUGCGCCGCAUGAGUGUUGUCUGGCCACAGAAGUCACUUCUGCUCAUUACUGCACAACACAUAUAACAAUCGACUUUCAUAAACAGGACGAGCUUCAAGUACGGCGCUCUUAAUUUGCCACUCAUUGUUCAUCAUGAAACCAUGAGUUUGCUUAGUCUCCCACGGUUUUAACCUUUCUGAUCCCAUCGGCGCUAUAAUAGCAGGCGUUAGCUUACGCAUGCUAAUCGUUUGUGAAUGCCAUGUUAGAUGAGCAGCGUAACAUCGCGGAAAUGCGUUGUAGUUUACAUCCUUAAAAUUGAAGACGAAGGAGUUAAUUUCGUUUGGUAAUUUUGAGACAAAGACAUACAGAUGUCAUGCAUCAGGAUUUGGGAAGUUAGCUCACGUGGGGAGGACAGUACAUUUGCGUUCAAGUUAUGCCAAGAGAUGGUAUCGGCGCCCUAAAUGUUGGUACUCGUCGAUACCGAUACCACCAAUCCGGGCCGGAUCGGCGCCCCCUGCCGAUACUGGUAUCGGUAUCGGUGCAACUUUACUCACAACAAUUGAUUUACAGUGAAUUUUUCAAGCAAAGCUUGUUCUUCUACAGAGAUCCCAGGUGCCAGGGCAGAAAAAAAAAUCAUAGCUAAUAUGUACCCACAGUUCACUAAUAUGUAGCCACGGAUUACUAGACUGUGACUAUAGAUUACUAAACCAGAGGUGUCAAACUGGUCCUCCAAGGGCGGCAAUGGGUGCUGAAUUUCAUUCCAACUAAACGAGAUGAAUACCUUUUCACUUAUCUGGUGUUUUACACGUGUAAUCAGUUAAUUGUCAUCCUGGGCGGCUUGUUCUAGCAGAAACCUCAUUGGUUGAACUAUCUGUUCUGAAUCUGUUGGCACAAAGACCAGGACCCACUGCGGAUCUUUGUGGAAUCGGUUUGACACCCCUGUUACUAAACUGUACCCACAGUUUAGUAAUCUGUGGGUAUAGUUUAGUAAUCUGUACCCACAGUUUGCUAUUCUUUUGCCAUAGAUUACUAAAACUGGGUACAGUAUAGUUAUUUGCACUCACAGUUUAGCAAUGACCCGGACACAAUAGUCCCCAACAUGGUUUGGUGGAGACUCAAAAUGCCUACAAACCAAUCAAGCAGCUGCACAUGAGUUACCUUUCAAAACAACUUGUCAAGUGUGCAGCUGCUUGCUUGGUCCAUAGCCGUUUGGAGUCCCUACCAAACCAAAUUGGUGACUACCAUUUCCGGGUCAUUGCUAAACUGUGUGUACAAAUUAGUAAAUUUAACUGUCCCUACAGAUUACUAAACUGUACCCACAGUUUAGGAAUAUGUGAGUCAAAGUAAACCGUAGCCACAGUAGUAAUCUGUACCGUGGUUAUAGUUUAGUAAUCUGUGGGUACAGUUUAGUAAUCUGGAUACAGUUAAAUUUACCAAUUUGUACCCAUAGUUAGCAAUGACCCGGAAACAAUAGUCCCCAACAUGCUUUGGUCGAGACUCCAAAUACCUACAAACCAAGCAAGCAACUGCACAUGAGUUACCUUUCAAAAUAACGUUGUUCAUCAAGUGUGCAUCUGCUUGCUUGGUCUGUCGGUGUUUGGUGUCUCCACCAAACCAAAUUGGUGACUACCGUUUCCGGGUCAUUGCUAAACUGUGCGCACAAAUUAGUAAACUAAACUGUCCCUACAGAUUACUAAACUGGACCCACAGUUUAGUAAUAUGUGAGUCAAAGUAAACCAUACCCACAGUUUAAUAAUCUGUACCGUGGGUAUAGUUUAGUAAUCUGUGGGUACAGUUUAGUAAUCAGUCCUCACAGUUUAGUAAUCUAUACCCGCAGUUAAGUGAUCUGUGGGUACAGUUAAGUUUACCAAUUUGUACCCAUAGUUUGCAAUGACCCGGAAAGGAUAGUCCCCAACUUGGUUUGGUGAAGACUCCGAAUACCUACAAACCAAGCAAGCAGCUGCACAUGAGUUACCUUUUAAAAUAACGUUUUUCAUCAAGAGUGCAUCUGCUUGCUUGGUCCGUCUUUGUUUGGAGUUUCUACCAAACUAAUUGGUGACUACCGUUUCCUGGUCAUUGCUAAACUGUGGGUACAAAUUAGUAAACUAAACUGUCCUUACAGAUUAAUAAACUGUACUCAGUUUAGUCAUAUGUGAGUCAAAAUAAACCGUAAUAGGGCUGCAGCUAUCGAAUAUUUUAGUAGUCGAUUAAUCAAUGAACUAGUUUGUUCGAAUAAACGAGUAAUCGGAUAAGGAACAUAAAAAAAUUAAAAUACCUAAGCUGAGCCUCAAACGGUAUUAAAAAAAAAUAAAAAAAAUGAGGAUCUAUGUACAACAAAAGAACAAUUGGCUAACGUACAUAGCAAAAAUCCGCUAUCUUAAAUGCUAUAAAAUGCUAACUUUUUUUUAAUGCUCUAAACAAAUGGUUCAGACACAUAUUCCCACAAAAAACAGCUAAAUAUACUUAUAAACUAUUUAACGAAUGCAUUAAAAAAACAUAAGCUCAAACAAAAACUUAUGUUGGUCUUAACAGGGAGCAGCUGGAUUCAGCCAUGUUGAAAUGAGGCAGAGUAGUGGGCAGUGUAUCCACCCAAAUCAAUAAAACUAAAUACAAACACUUUCAAAACAAACCAUUACAACGCCACUUUAAUUAAACGAAUAGUCAAAGCAGCAAAAUUAAAUUCGAAUCUUUUUUUCUAAUCGAAUACUCGAGUUGAACGAUUAAUCGUUGCAGCACUAAACUGUACCCAUAGUUUAGUAAUCUGUAUUGUGGGUAGAUUUUAGUAAUCUGUGGGUACAGUUUAGUAUUCAGUCUUCACAGUUUAGUAAUCUAUACCCACAGUUUAGUAAUAUGUACCUACAGAUCACUAAACUGUGCAAACCAAUUAGUAAUCUGUGGGUACAGUUAAAUUGACUAAUUUGUAUCCAUAAUUAUCAAUGACCCGGAAACGAUAGUCCCCAACGUGGUUUGGUGGAGACUCGAAAUGCCUACAAACCAAGCAAGCAGCUGCACACGAGUCACCUUUCAAAAAAACUUUGUUCGCCAAGUGUGCAGCUGCUUGAUUGGUCCGUCAUUGUUCGGAGUCUCUACUAAACCCACAGUUUAGUAAUCUGUGAGUCAAAGUAAACCAUACACACAGUUAAUAAACUGUACCUACAGUUUAGUAAUCUGUGACUCAAAGAAAAACUGUGCUCCCAGGUAAUAAACUGUACCCACAGUAAACUUUACCCCCAGUUAAUAAACUGUACCCACAGUUUAGUCAUCUGUACCAUGGGUAUAGUUUUAUUAAUACUGUAUGUGGGUACAUUUUAGUAAUCAGUCCUCACAGUUUAGUCAUCUGUACCCACAGUUUAGUAAUAUGUACCCACAGAUCACUAAACUGUGCAGACAGAUUGGUAAUCUGUGGGUGCAGUUAAAUUUACCAAUUUGUACCCAUAGCUAGCAAUGACCCGGAAACGAUAGUCCCAAACAUGGUUUGGCGGCGACACGAAAUGCCUACAAACCAAGCAGCUCAACACGUGUUACCUUUCAAAACAACUUUUUUCAUCAAGUGUGCACCGCUUGCUUGGUCCGUCGUUGUUUGGAGUGUCUACCAAACCUACAGUUUAGUAAUCUGUGACUCAAAGAAAAACUGUACCCCCAGUUAAUAAACUGUACCCGAGUUUAGUAAUCUGUACCGUGGGUUUAGUUUAUGUACCCGCAGAUUAAUAAAUUGUGCAGACAGUUUAGUAAUCUCUGAAUACAGUUUACUAAUUUGCACCCAUCGUUAGCAAUGACCCAGAAACGAUAGUCCCCAGCAUGGUUUGUUGUAGACUCGAAACGCCUACAAACCAAGCAAGCAGCUGCAUUUCAAGUCUCAAACUAUGAUCGUGGGCAGAGAACCCUAAAACAGGCACGUUAGAUGGCGUGUUUAUGGAGUCAAAAGGUUUUAUUUAAUAUACAGCCAUGGGGUCCUUGACGGAGAAAGCCCAGGCAAAGGUACCAAGAGACGUGUGGCGUUGGAGAGAUCCUAGGACAAAGCAAGAAAGGUCGAUGAUCAGAUGAGAUUACUCAGCAAUAUUCACAACGUGAGAAAGCACUAACACAGAACUGAAAGAGACGAUCCAGCGACGUGGUGGAGUUCUGGCUGGUUUAUGUAGGCAGAUGGUGAUUGCUGAAACCUGCCACUGCUCCACCCGUCAAGUGCUGGCCCUGUAAUGCAGUGGUCUCCAAACUAUUCCACAUAGGGCCGCAGUGGGCGCAGGAUUUCAUUCCAACAAAACAAGACAACACCUAUGCACCAAUCUGGUGUCUUACAAGUGUAAACAGUUGAUUGCAGUCAGGUGCUGCUUGUUUUAGUAGAAACUUCAUUGGUUAAACUGUUGGUACUCGAACGGUUGGAACAAAAACCAGGACCCACAGCGGCCCUUGAGGACCGGUUUGGAGACCCCUGCUGUAAUGGGAAGACAGACACACCCACGCACUUGCCCAGCCCAGGGCCUGACAGUUUGGUCCAUCGGCGUUUGGAGUCCCUACCAAACCAAAUUGGUGACCACCGUUUCUGGGUCAAUUCUAAACUGUUGGUACAAAUUAAUAAACUAAACUGUACCCACAGUACAGUUUAGUAAUCCGUGGGUACAAAUUACUAAACUCUUACUAAACAAAUUACUUAACUGUACCCACAGUUUACUAAUUAACUGUACCCACAGUGUAGUAUAGUUUAGUAAUCUGUUCCCACAGUUUAUUAAUCUGUGGGUACUGUUUAGUAAUCUGUCACCACAGUUUAGUAAUCUGUACCCACAGUUUAGUAUUUACUAAACUGUCCCCACAGUUUAAUAAUCUGUACUGUAGGUACAGUUUAGUAAUCUUUGGGUACAGUUUAGUAAUAUGUCCCCACAGUUUACUAAUUUGUACCCACAGUUUAGCGAUGACCCGGAAACAAGUAUUCUUAUUAUAUUAUCGCACUUUUCUAUCACUGUCAAUGGCUUCUAAUCAUUCAUUUUUUUUGUCUUUCUGUUUUUUACUUUUCAAGCAACCCCCAGAUGAUAAAAUUCAAGAAAACUAACUAAAUGUUGUUUUAUUAUUCCCCACCCCCGUCAAUUUUUUUGCACAUUUUCAGGUGUAACGCCUGUCGUCUUGGACCGCUACCUUUUACAUGAAUGACAAAAGUGGGUGAGCGUUGAUUGAUUUGCUUGAUUGAAAGGGAGGAAACCUGAGAAAAGAAUUAGUUUUCCCUCCGCUUCUUUUAUUUUGCACAUUUGUCUAGCGUAGCAACCACCAUCUUGGAAAUUCUUUUACCAAUGACAAAAUGGCGCUGACGGCGUGUUGUUUGGUGCCAUGCAGACGGCGGCGUACCUUCACGUCGUCGUAGUUUUCUGCUGUUUGUGUGUUUGAAAGUUGGCUAGGAAACCAUCAGUAUCUGGAGUUUUUUUUUUUUUUUUAACGACAAGCGUCCUCAGCUCAGAGGAUCACUUUGUGCUACUUUUUCUUUCUCGCACAACUUCACCAUUUAAAGAAAACGUAAAGGAAAAUAGAGAAUGUUUGCGUAUUGAGGGCAAUAGAUGUCUAAUUGGAAGUCUAUUAGAGAUAAACUCAUUUUGGCUCAUGGCAGAAGAUGAAAAGAACUGUCUAUGGGCGGCCAUGUUGGUAGGGGCGACAUUGCUAUCAAAGUCAAUACAUUGACAUUAAAAUGAAGUCAUAACUAUCUUAUUUCUCAAUCAAUUUUGAAAACAUUAUUUGAUCAAUAUCAAAGCAUCUGCUAUUUACUCAGUGGUUGCCAUUGACGGCGCUGGAUGUCCAAUCUGUUUCAAGUAGGAGGGCACGCAGACCCAACAUUUUCAGAAAGUGACUCAAAUCAACAAAAAAGUGACACUAAAAUGCCUUCAAAUCAACAGGUCACCUGACCUGCAAGUACCCAAAAUGACCGUAUUGAAACUCGAUGUUCAUUAGCUGCCAACCCUCCUGCUCUAAACAGAUUGGACAUAUUCUAGCGAUACUUAUUUCAAUUCACAGCCGAAGGAUGAUGGGACGCCACCCGAUUGGAAGUCUAACACGUCAACGGCACUGAAAGAGUUAAGAAAACCGCAGAAAAGAAAAAUACAUUCUGUGGGCGCUUUUGUUGUGUUUUGAAAUUUAAUCAGGAUUUUUUGUUUGUUUUGUUUUAAUUAUUUGUCCAUAGCGCUGGAUAACCAACUCAGGCAGAAAGGAAAUAAAAAAAAAAGAUAAACAUGUAUAGACCCACUUUAAAUGUUUGAAUCAAUUUCCAAGGUGGGAUGUUUGGCUUGUAUAAGAUGUGUACAUUUAGGAGAAAUAAUUUAAUAUGAUUAACAAUUAUGAUAAUGCAGUAUGUAUGUAUGAUUCUAGAGAUGUCUUUCCCUCCCUCGCCCCCCCUUCACCACUUUUGCACGCCGAGGAACAGGACUUGACGGCUGCUCGCAAAGGACAAUGUGGCCUGCGGGGGGCGCAGUGGUUCCCAGUUUCUACUUUCUUCGCCUUUUCUCUUCUUUUCUUCUUGUUCUCUAGCCACGAAGAAAGCUUGUGGCUGUCUGUAUUUGACGUACGUGUACAAAUGCACCUCUUUGAAAACAAAAUGAAAUCUUGACAUAUCGGAAAUAAACGGGCACUUUGUGGUUUUUGGGGGGUUUGGAACGCUUCUCUGUCAAACGCAUCGUUAGUUACGACAAAGUUCUAUAUUUGGCUUACCUGUCUUAUGAAUGUUAUUGCUGCUUUUUUGUCAAUUUUGUCAAAACGUUGCAAAAAUUAACGUGACACAGGCUUGUGUUUUUAGUCGCCUAAAAGUUCACUGUUGCUCCAUAGACUUCAUGCUAACCGAGUGGAAACACAGACAAAGAGCUUUUCUCAUUGAAAAUUCUUGUGAAUAAAUGCUUAAAUUCCUGAAUUCUUUAUAGAUAUGGACGUAAAACAGUCUCGAUUCUUGGUUAAAAGCAAUCGUUUAUUUGACGUAAAUAUUGCGAACUAUGAUGCUCGUCGGUAAGCAAAUUAGAGGCCGCCAUAUGUAAACAAAGAGCUUUUUCCUCUAAAAAUUCUUGUGAACAAAUGCUUAAAUCCCUUAAUUCUUUAUAGAUAUGGACGUAAAACAGUCUCGAUUCUUGGUUAAAAGCAAAAAAAAAAAAAAUUGUGCAGUUAGCAUUUAUUUGACAUAAAUAUUGCGAACUAUGACGCUAGUCAGAAAGCAAAUUAGCUGCCGCCAAAAAUUCUUGUCAAUAAAUGCUUAAAUACCUGAAUUCUUUAUAGAUAUGGUUGUAAAACAGUCUCGAUUCUUGGUUAAAAGUGAAAAAAAUCGUGCAGUUAGCAUUUAUUUUAUGUAAAUAUUGCGAACUCUGAUGCUAGUCAGCAAAUGUAGCGGCCGCCUUAUGAAAACAAAGAGCUUUUUCCGUUGAAAAGUCUUGUGAAUAAAUGCUUAAAUCCCUGAAUUCUUUAUAGAUAUGGAUGUAAAACAGUCUUGAUUCUUGGUUAAAGGCAAAA